This is a messenger RNA of Eruca vesicaria subsp. sativa (arugula), 339 nucleotides long. The record is from the annotation of a GenBank genome assembly. NCBI's taxonomy places the organism in Eukaryota, Viridiplantae, Streptophyta, Magnoliopsida, Brassicales, Brassicaceae.
AUGAAUUUCAGAAGCUUUGAGGAGUUCUGGCCUUUCUACGUGACGCAACACUCGAAUCCAUCAACGAGAAGAUGGCACUUCACGGGGAUAAUCGCGAGCAUCGUGGCUUUGCUGUGUUCGGUUCUGAUCAGCCGAUGGUUUCUGGCUCUGGCGCCUCUGUUUGGGUACGGUUUCGCGUGGUACAGCCACUUCUUCGUGGAAGGGAAUGUUCCCGCGAGCUUCGGACACCCGGUUUGGUCGUUUCUAUGCGAUCUCAAGAUGUUUAGUCUUAUGCUAACGGGAAACAUGGAGAGGGAGUUGAAGAGGCUUGGUAAGAGACCAUUGUUGCAGCCCUCGUGA